Messenger RNA from Glossina fuscipes, 1989 nucleotides. RefSeq names its product glucose dehydrogenase [FAD, quinone]-like. Lineage: Eukaryota; Metazoa; Arthropoda; Insecta; Diptera; Glossinidae. The coding region runs from base 94 to 1935 and encodes 613 amino acids. Gene Ontology annotation, molecular function: flavin adenine dinucleotide binding; oxidoreductase activity, acting on CH-OH group of donors. The transcript has a single exon. The record is from RefSeq and is a predicted model, not a curated record.
CGACUUUUGGGAACAAUUAUGAAUAAUUGAUAAAAGCCUAGAAACGCAUCAAUCAUAAAAACCAAAAAUCAAAAGACAUAAAAAGAUAAAAAAAUGUUUAGCUUUCACGCUUUCGUGGCAUUUCUUUUGUUAUGCAAAGCCUGGGCCCAGGAUCGCAAUUUCAUUUUGGAGACUAUCGAUUUUUUAAUACGCGGUCAAAACGAUGUGAAUUUAGAGAAUCAUGAUAACGUUAUUAGUAUGGAUGGCGAAUAUGAUUUCAUUAUUGUGGGGGCGGGCACAGCAGGUUGCACUUUGGCGGCUCGUCUCUCGGAAAAUCCUAAAUGGAAGGUUUUAUUAUUAGAAGCGGGAGGACCGGAACGUUUAAUUAUGGAUAUACCCAUAGUGGCACAUUUCCUGCAAUUGGGUGAAAUGAAUUGGAAGUAUCGUACCCAACCUUCCCAACAAGCUUGCUUAGCUAUGAACAAUAAUCGGUGUAACUGGCCACGUGGAAAAGUAAUGGGCGGCUCUUCUGUCCUCAACUAUAUGAUAUACACUCGCGGUAAUCGUCGCGAUUAUGACCGUUGGGCUGAGAUGGGCAACGAAGGAUGGAGUUUUAUGGAUGUAUUACCAUAUUUUAAGAAGUACGAAGGCUCCACCGUACCCGAUGCCGAGCCUGAAUACGUAGGUCGAAAUGGCCCUGUAAAAGUAUCUUACGUAAACUGGCGUUCAAAAAUUGCCGAUGCCUUUGUAGAAGCCGCUCAGCAAGACGGUCUUAAGUAUCGAGAUUAUAAUGGCGAAAUUCAAACAGGUGUCUCUUAUUUGCAUACCACCACUUUUAAUGCCACACGCUGGAGUUCAAAUCGUGCCUAUUUAUACCCAAUCAAAGGCAAACGUCCAAAUUUGCAUGUUAAGAAAAAUGCUCUAGUUACUAAAGUGCUUAUAGCGCCUGAAACAAAAACUGCUUACGGCGUUGAAAUACAAGCUGAUGGCAAACGUUACAAAAUUCUGACUCGUCGUGAGGUCAUAUUAUCGGCCGGAGCCAUUAAUACCCCGCAGUUACUAAUGUUAUCGGGAGUGGGCCCGGCUAAACAUUUAAAAGAAAUGAAUAUCAAGCCUUUGGCUGAUUUGGCAGUGGGUUAUAAUCUUCAAGAUCACACUGCUGCGCCUAUUACUUUUACCACAAAUAUGACUUCUUUACAUUUUGAAGACUUUGCUGAACCGACCUUAAUGAAUCGUUUUAAUCGAAAUGAAGGCCCAUACGGCUCUCCAGGUGGAUGCGAAACUAUAGGUUUUUGGAAACUUGAACACCCUGACGCUGACGACGAUUUCCCCGAUAUUGAGAUAUUUAUGGUAGGGGGUUCUAUGGCCUCUAAUCCAGCCAUUUCUCGUGCGUUUGGAUUAAAAAAAUCAAUAUACGACAGUAUGUUUGCCGAAAUUGAAGAUCAACGUAUGAAUGCCUUCAUGUUGUUCCCAAUGAUCUUAAGGCCGAAAAGCCGAGGUCGUGUUAUGCUUAAAUCAACAGAUCCUUUUAAAUAUCCUUUAAUCUAUGCCAAUUAUUUUGCUCAUCCAUAUGAUGUCGAUAUAUCAGUGAAAGGAUUACUGAAAGCCAUUAGCUUAAUGGAUCUGGCAAGCUUUAAAAAAAUUAAUGGUAAAUUAUGGGAUCGCAUAAUACCCACUUGCAGCAACUAUCCGUACAAGUCACAUGAAUAUUGGGAAUGUUAUGUUAAACAUUUUACGGUAACCAUUUAUCAUUAUUCGGGUACUGCUAAAAUGGGUCCGAAAACAGAUCGUAGCGCAGUAGUAGACUCACGAUUGAACGUAUUUGGUAUACGCAACUUAAGGGUGGUCGAUGCCAGCAUAAUACCAGAAAUAAUGUCGGGUCAUCCAAAUGGACCUGUUUUUAUGAUAGCUGAAAAAGCUGCCGAUAUGAUUAAACAGGAUUAUGGUUUCAUUUAGGAAAAUCAUACAAUAUAAAGGCAAAAACCUAUCCGAUUGAAAAACUCUUGAAGU